This is a messenger RNA of Funneliformis mosseae, 2043 nucleotides long. The record is from the annotation of a GenBank genome assembly. NCBI's taxonomy places the organism in Eukaryota, Fungi, Glomeromycota, Glomeromycetes, Glomerales, Glomeraceae.
AUGCCACUUUACGACGAUCCAGCAGCUGCAGCACAAUAUGCACAAUACGCUACUGAUUCAGCUCUUGGUAUGAUUUCCCAACUAUGGUGGGACACCCAAACUAAUGGCGUAGAAACUGCAGCUGAAGACACAACGGAACCAACUUCUCAGAAAUCAGAAUUAGAACGCUAUUGGGAAAUCGUCAAGGCUAAUCCAGAUGACUUUGUAUCAUGGGAAUAUUUAAUUAGGAUUGCCGAAAGUGCAGAUGAUGGUUUAACACCAAAAUCGCCGGCAGAGAAUAUAACUAAUAUGCGUGAAGUAUUUGAUCAAUUCUUGGCCAAAUUUCCUUUAUGUUUUGGCUAUUGGAAGAAAUAUGCAGAUUUUGAAUUCACCAUACAGGGUCCAACUGAGGCUGAAAAGAUUUAUGAACGUGGUGUCGCUGCUAUAGCAAAUUCAGUUGACCUUUGGACACAAUAUUGUGCAUUUAGAAUCGAGCAUUAUCCUGAUGAUUUAGAGGCUAUAAGAGGUUUAUUCGAACGUGGUGCUGCUUACGUAGGACUUGAUUUCCUUUCCCAUUUAUUUUGGGAUAAAUAUAUUGAAUUUGAGAAAUCAAUGCAAGAUUAUGUUCGCGUUAUGAAAAUACUAGAUAGGAUCAUUCGUAUUCCUAUUCACCAGUAUACUAGAUUUUUUGAAGAUUUUAAUAAUUUGCUCAGCACACGACCAAUCACUGAAUUAUUGUCCCCUGAACAAUAUAAAGAAUAUGAAGAAGAAGUAAAGGCAGCUCCUCUACCCCCAACUGAAGAAACAGAAGGCGAGCAACAAUCACCACCUACAGAAAAGACAGAAGAUCAAAUUCAAAAUGAUAUUCGAACACGUGUUUAUAAUCUUUGUGUGGAUAAUUAUACCAGAACACAUAUUGAAGUUAACAAACGUUGGGUAUUUGAACAAGAGAUUAAAAGACCUUACUUUCAUGUAAAGGAAAUGGAUGUUCCUCAGUUAACUAAUUGGAGAAGGUACCUUGACUUUGAAGAAAGUGAGGGUGAUGAUACCAGAAUUCAAGUGUUAUAUGAACGAUGUUUAGUUGCUUGCGCAUUAUAUGAAGAGUUUUGGCAAAGGUAUGCACGUUGGAUGAUUACCAAAAAUAGAUACAGUGAUGCACGUAGUAUAUAUAUUCGAGCCACUUCUGUCUUUAUACCCAUUAGUCGCCCGAGUAUUCGUUUGUCAUAUGCUUGUCUUGAAGAACAACAAGGCAAUAUUGAGGAAGUUAGAGACUUAUAUAAAUCGAUAAUGGAGUCAUCACCUGGACAUGUCGAAACGAUAAUGAAAUAUACGCACUUUGAACGUCGUCGAAACCCCGAUGAUUUACCUAAAGCCAUAAAUAUUCUAACAUCAGCUCUUGAAAGUGACACGUUAGACGAAAAAUCAAAGCCUUAUAUCAUAGUACAAUAUGCAAAAAUGAUAUGGCAUCACAAAAAAUCAGUGGAAGAUGCACGCCAAAUCUUCCAGCAAGACGCGACGAAAUGUUUAGAUAGCAAAUAUUUUUGGUGGAAUUGGUUCAAAUUUGAGUUAUCUCAAAACGAUUCCGAGGUUGAAACGCGUGUGAAAAAUGUGAUCGAUAUGAUUCGCAAUACUACUACCUUGACAUCCGAAACGAUACGAGAUAUUCAAAAUAGUUAUAUCGAUUUUCUUAUGGAACGUGGUUCUACAAUUUCCUUGUAUAAUAAAAUUGAUGCAGAGACACAUGGUCCUAUUACUAUUCGGGCUAUAGCUGACUCAAAAAAACGCAGUGCGGAAGAAGCAGAAGAUAAACCCUCUAAGCAGUUGCGUAUUGAUGGAAUUGUUGAUCCUACGGCGACAGGUGCAGUAUCACCAGUAGUAACUCCUGCUGCAUCAUAUGCAGCACAACCACCUUACUACCCACAAGGUCAAUGGAGUGCGCAAGGAUAUGCAGGUUACCCUGCCGUAAGCGCCGCGUCCUCCGCUAAUGCUCAGCAGGCAAAUUACCAAUAUCCAUAUCAAUAUUCCCAAUCGACCGCUAGUACUACCGCUACGUUAGAAUAUUAA